Messenger RNA from Agrilus planipennis (emerald ash borer), 1384 nucleotides. Its product is annotated as CWF19-like protein 2. NCBI's taxonomy places the organism in Eukaryota, Metazoa, Arthropoda, Insecta, Coleoptera, Buprestidae. Gene Ontology annotation, biological process: mRNA splicing, via spliceosome. The transcript is spliced from 2 exons. The coding region runs from base 209 to 1384 and encodes 391 amino acids. Gene Ontology annotation, cellular component: post-mRNA release spliceosomal complex. The record is from RefSeq and is a predicted model, not a curated record.
UAAAUUAUCUGUGGACUGUAGAAAACUGAAACAAAUUUCAUCCAUCCAGUUGGGGUUAUGUUCUGUUCAGUUCUGCUGGUUCGUUGACUAGUAUUGUAUUUGUUUUUGAGUAAAAUCGGUGAAGAAAUAGUAUAAUAAAUUUUAUUAUCAAUAGUUAAAGCUGCAACUCCUAGUUAAGUUCUAAAUUGCUGUAUUUUAAAAAUUGAUAAUGGGUAAACAUAAAGAUCAUAAACGUAAAAAACAUAAAAAGGGCAAGAAGCAUAAGAAAGAAAUAAAGUACAGUAGUAGUUCUUCCAGUAAUUCUGAAGAUGAAUGGGUAGAGAAAGAACUAAUUAAAAAUGAUGAACAAGCUCUUGAAAGAGAAAGUUGGAUGUCAUUGUCAACCACUUUUAAUUCUUAUUCCAGUACUGAUAAGAGACAAGAUCGUGAAGAGCAAAGAAAACUUGAAAAACAAAAAUCUGUUUAUAAUCCUUGCGAAAGUGUCAGGGAAUUAAAUCCUUAUUGGAAGGGGGGUGGUGAUGGUAUGCCUUCUAUAAAAUUUAAAAGGCCACUUGAUGAUGGUGACAGUUUUCAAAAUCCUGGCAAUCAUCCCAUACAAAAAGACUCUGGUAGAGUUCAACCACAAAGUUCAUCUAAUUGGCGAAAAAAGACUGUUCCAGACCAUACAACUAACAGUGCAGAUACAUCUCACAAUUCAAAUGAUGAUAGUAAUAAACUUUUAAGUGAAAAUGAAAUGAAUGCUCUUGCUGCUAAAUUAGUAAAAGCUGAAAUAAUGGGAAAUAUACCUGUAAUUUAUGAACUUAGACAAAAACUUGAAGAUGCAAGGAAAGCAAAAGAAAAAAUUGCAAUGGAAAAUCAUUCUAUACUACUGACAGAAACCGACUCUAAAGGUUUUUCUCGCCCAUUUAAGAUGGAAUCAACAUAUGGGGAAUACUCAGGAAGUUCUCAUAAAAAACAAAAAGUUGAAACUCACAAAGACAGAGAAAGGGUAAGGUAUUUCCCAGAUGAUGAUAAGUACUCCCUCAAACAAAUGUUUGAAAAUGAAAAAUUCAACUCAGUUGAAGAUGAAGCUAGAGACUUUGUACGCCUCACAGGUCAAGUUGGAAAAAAUGAUGAUCUUGAUGAUCUAUUUACUGAUAACAUUAGAAGAAAAAAAUCAGAUGAGAGAAUUGAUAAAAGAAAUAGAGAUAAGGCAAUAAGGGAACAUGAACAGACUAUACAAACUAUAGAAAAUUGCACAAAAUGCAUACAAUCUGCAAAUAUGCAGAAGCAUUUAAUGGUUUCACUUGGAGAAACGAUUUAUCUUUGUCUUCCACAUCAUGAACCACUUACAGAUGGACNAUUCGAAAUUUUGUUAAGGAAGUGCUCUGUGAUGUUUGUUUAG